Molecule: messenger RNA, 1098 nt
Organism: Aureobasidium uvarum
Lineage: Eukaryota; Fungi; Ascomycota; Dothideomycetes; Dothideales; Saccotheciaceae
Source: the annotation of a GenBank genome assembly
AUGCCUUCUGCGACCUCUUCAUCCCUUGAUAUUAUCGUGAUUGGAGCCGGCCUCGGUGGCUUGGCUGCGGCCAUCUCCUGUGCCCUCGGCGGCCACAACGUGACAGUCCUGGAACAAGCAAGAGAACUGGCAGAGCAAUGGGGCAUUGAUAAGGUUCUCGAACCGUUGGCGGCAGAGCCGACCUUCCUCGCCGUGCACAGGUAUUCUGACGGAAAAGUGCUCGCCUUGCAGCAGGAUUUCGACAAGAAGAUCCGAGCCAAGUAUGGAGCACCCUUUUGGGACUUGCACCGUGUGGAUCUGCAAAAGACACUUGCACAAAGAGCAAAGGAUUUGGGCGUCAAGCUGAGGCUGAACUCCAAGGUAAUCAGUGUGGACUUUGAACAGUCAACUAUACAUCUGGAUGAUGGAACCACAUAUGAGGCAGACCUUUUGGUCGGUGCCGAUGGAUUGUGGUCCAAGUGUAGGGCGCAUUUCCUGAAGCAAUCUGGCAAGGAGGACGCACCGCUCCCGACCGGAGAUCUGGCAUACCGUAUUGUCCUCGAUCUAGAUGAUCUCCAGGAUCCCGAGCUACGGCAAUGGGUGUCGAAACCGGCAUGCCACUUUUGGAUUGGUCCUAGAGCUCAUGUUGUCGCAUACUCUGUUCGCGGUGGCAAGCAGUACAAUAUCGUGCUUCUUGUGCCUGAUAAUCUGCCUCCAGAUGUAUCGAGAUCUUCCGGAGACAUUAGUGAGAUGAGAGAGAUCUUCACCAAAUGGGAUCCUAUCCUGAAUCGUUUCCUUGACAAUGUCAAGACCGUCGACAAGUGGAAGUUGAUGCACCGUCCAGAGUUAGACAGCUGGGGUGCGAACUCGUCAUUGGAGGACGGUGCAGUGCUCGGGAACCUGCUCGCCGUAGUCAAGAGCAAAGAGCAGCUGCCUGAGGCACUACGUCUGUACGAGAACCUGAGAAAGAAGCGUGGUGAAGCCAUUGUUCGCGAGACCUUUGCCCAAAGGAACGACUUCCACAUGAUGGAUGGAGAAGAGCAACGAGCACGCGACGAGCUAUUUGCAGGUCAACUCGGCAAGGAAGAGCCUGAGGUCAAGUUUCCGAGUCGUUGGUGA